Boleophthalmus pectinirostris (great blue-spotted mudskipper) is the source of this 1016-nucleotide messenger RNA. It is a transcript of the gene cdpf1, whose product is annotated as cysteine rich DPF motif domain containing 1. The record is from RefSeq and is a predicted model, not a curated record. The coding region runs from base 60 to 413 and encodes 117 amino acids. The transcript has 3 exons. NCBI's taxonomy places the organism in Eukaryota, Metazoa, Chordata, Actinopteri, Gobiiformes, Gobiidae.
AACAAUUACGCUGUUACGCCAACAACAAAACCCGGAACUUGAUUUGUUUUUCUGUCAAAAUGAGUGAAAGUACAAGCGAUCCACCGCCUAAAUUAUUUGUCUGUGACUUGUGUGGUUUAAACAGCCCGUUCACGUACUACGGCCAGAAACCACCUAACACCAGAGCUAUUGUGCUACUUGAGGAAUGUUUCGUGACUAAAGAUCCCUUCAGGCCGGAGAAGGAGAGGUUUCUAAUUUUGGGCUCAACCUGCAGCGUGUGCAACAAGUGUGUGUGCGUUGGAGCGGACUGCAGUCUAUUCUACACCAAGAGGUUCUGCAUGCAGUGUGUGAACAAGCACUUGGACCAGUUCCCCCAUCAGAUCCGCGCUGAGUUGGCCAAGAAGAGGCAGAGCUCCAGUGCUGCAGUGUCAUGACGCCGGGCAAAACCGAGUUCAAAUCCAGGACACCAUUCAGAAACUAGGACUGAAUAGCCUUUGUCAUCAAAAAGAGGAAAAGGAGUGUGCAAAACCCAUGCCAGUACACUUUAAUUUAAACCAACAAGGAAGCUGUUGUUAAUGAUGCAGCUAAUUGUUUUUAUGCUUAAAUCUGUGCAAAAGCUAUCAGUUUUAUUGGUAGAAUUUUGUGAUUUUGGUGUGUGAAGAACAUUAACAUCAAGUUACACUCAAGUUCACUGUUUAUGUCUCUGCAUCAUGUGUCUUCCACUGACAUAUUUUUAGUGACCUUUGAACUAUUAGAUGCAAAAUAUUAAUCUGUAGCGAAGACCAAAAGGAUAUUUCUAACUUGUGUUUACAACCAGCAAAAUUUAAACUUCUCCACAACCAUUGCUUAGCUUCAGAUCUUUAUUUUUAAUGAUACUUCACACCAUUUAACAUGUCUUAAGUUGUUUUGACCAUAUUUCCAGCUACUUGGCUUCUAUGAAGUCAUUAACACCAAUACUAGUGUUACUGAGAAACAAUAGAUGUGUGACUCUCUGUGUUUGUUUUAUCUAAAGAUAAAUAGUUUCACUUGAACUUUAA